GUUACUAUUAUUUGUUAUUUAUAUACCCACUCUCUUCGUCGUCUCUCGAUCUCGAGCUCUUCUCUUUCCUUUUAAAACCCUAACACUCUCCAUCCCCGCACCAUUUCUCCUCCCCCCAUUUCUCCUCCCCGAUCCAAAUCCUAGCUCCAAAUCCAUCUCCUUCCUCCUCCUCCCCCAACUCCUCCUCCUCCCCUCCCCGGUCCUCUCAUUCCGAUCUCCCUGCGAUCUACGUAAUCCGAGGAUCCGAUUCAGCUAUCAAACCCAUCUGUUUAUCUCGAUCCCCUUCUCCAAUGGCGAGCUCCAAGCCCCAGCGGUCACCUGCCGAGGUCGAGGACAUCAUCCUCCGCAAGAUCCUCCUCGUCGCCCUCGUCGACCCCUCCGCCUCCGGCGGCGGCGGCGGCGGCGACCCCCGCGUCGUCUACCUGGAGCAAACCGCCGCGGAGAUCCUCAGCGAGGGCAAGCCCCUCCUCCUCUCCCGCGACUGCACCGAGCGCGUCCUCCUCGACCGCCUCUCCUACGGCGGCGGCGAUGGCCCCGCCGCCGUGGAGCGCCGGCCCUUCUUCUACCUCAUCGGCUGCUUCCGCCGCGCGCAGGACGAGGCCAAGAAGGUCGCCGCCAUGAAGGACCCGGCCGUGCGCGCCGAGAUCGAGGCCGCCAUCAAGCACGCCCGCAAGCUCGUCGUCUCCUACUGCCGGAUCCACGUCGGCCACCCCGACAUGUUCCCGUCCUCGCCCGCCGCCGCCUCGCCGGCAUCCGAUCUCCUUUCUCUGAUCUUCUCCGAGGUCUCCGGCCCGACGGACGUGUUCGCCGGGAACAGCUUGGCCGGGGACCUCAAAAGCCCUCCCGGCUUCUUAGACGAGUUCUUCAGAGAAGCGGAUUCGGAGAGCUUGGAGCCGAUCAUGGGGGAGUUGUUUGAUAAGCUGAAGCAGAGUGUGGAGAAGGUUUCUGCUUUAGGGAACUUCCAGCAGCCGCUGCGAGCGCUGCUUUUGCUCGUGGGAUACCCGAAUUGUGCCAAGGCUUUGGUGAAUCACCCACAUUGGAUUCCAACGGAUAAGUAUAUAUUGAUCGGGGAAGGGCGGAUGAUUGAAAUCGGAAGCAUUCUCGGAGCUUUUCUUCACGUUAGCGCUCUGCCCGACUACAAGGAGUUCAAGAGUAAGCCAGAUGUUGGCCAACAGUGCUUCGCAAACGCAUCAACUCGCCGACCUGCUGAUCUCUUAUCAUCGUACACCACAAUCAAGACAGUCAUGAAUAUACUGUAUGAUGGUCUGGCAGAAGUUUUCCUUACAUUAUUAAAAAAUACAGAUACACGAGAAAAAGUUCUAGAGUUUAUAGCAGAGGUGAUUAAGAAAAAUGCAGCAAGGUCUCGUAUGCAGGUGGAUCCAUUGUUAUGUGCAAGUUCUGGGAUGUUUGUGAAUCUUAGUGCAGUAAUGCUUCGGCUUUGUGAACCUUUUUUAGAUGCAACAGCAUCAAAGAGGGAGAAGAUUGACCCACAAUAUAUAUUUUACAACAAGCGUUUAGAUUUUAGACAAUUGACAGCGAUGAAUGCUUCGUCCGAAGAAGUUGCAGCAUGGAUCGAGAACCAAAGUCAUAAUUGUCGUCUCAUAGAAUCACAGGAAGCUACAAGUUCUGGCAAUAAUAGUGGAGCUUCUUUACUUACAAAAGGCAGACUACUUAUGAGUUGCACCAAAAAAGAAAAAUAUUCAUUUAUCUGCGAGUCUUUUUUUAUGACAACAAGAGUACUCAACUUGGGGCUUAUGAAAGCCUUAUCGGACUUCAAACAUCUUGUUCAGGAGCUGGCAAGGUAUGAAGAAGAACUAUCUACAUGUAAAGCCAUGAGGGAUCAGGGAGCCUCGCCGCAACUUGAGGAAGAUAUAAAACGACUUGAGAAAGUGAUUGAGAUUCUAUCACAAGAUAAACUCUGCUAUGAAGCUCAGAUAUUAAGAGAUGGUGCGCUUCUUCAACGAGCGCUAUCCUUUUACAGAUUAGUAAUUAUAUGGAUGGUUGAUCUUGUUGGUGGAUUUAAAAUGCCUUUGCCACCAAAGUGCCCAAUGGAAUUUGCUUGCAUUCCGGAACAUUUUAUUGAUGAUGCAAUGGAUUUACUUAUUAUAACUUCUCGGAUUCCACGAGCUUUAGAAGGAUUUGUGCUGGAUGACUUUUUGAAUUUUAUUAUCAUGUUCAUGGCAAGCCCAUCUUAUGUCAAAAACCCUUAUUUAAGAGCCAAGAUGGUUGAAGUAUUGAAUUGCUGGAUUCCGCAUAGAAGCGGCUUAUCCACCACAGCCUCUCUCUUUGAAGGGCACCAAUUAUCUCUUGAGUAUCUUGUUAGAAAUCUUUUAAAGCUUUAUGUGGAUAUUGAAUUUACUGGUUCUCAUACACAGUUUUUUGACAAGUUCACUAUUCGGCACAACAUUGCUGAGCUUCUAGAAUACUUGUGGGAUGUUCCUAGUCACAAUAAUGCAUGGAGACAGAUAGCUAGAGAAGAGGAAAAGGGAGUAUACUUGAAUUUUCUAAACUUUCUUAUCAAUGAUAGCAUCUAUCUUCUUGAUGAGAGUUUAAAUAAAAUUCUUGAGCUCAAAGAAAUAGAGGCAGAAAUGGCUAACACAACUGAAUGGGAACGCCGGCCUCCUCAAGAGAGGGAGGAGAGAAUGCGCCAAUUUCAUUCACGAGAAAAUAUUGUUCGAUUUGACAUGAAAUUGGCAAAUGAAGACGUAGGGAUGCUUGCUUUUACUUCAGAACAGAUUCCUACCCCUUUCCUUCUGCCAGAAAUGGUCGAAAGAGUAGCAAGCAUGCUAAAUUACUUCCUGUUACAACUUGCUGGGCCCCAGAGGAAAUCUCUGAGUGUAAAAGAUCCCGAGAAAUAUGAGUUCAGGCCGAAGCAAUUACUGAAACAAAUUGUCAAGAUUUAUGUUCAUAUAUCAAGAGGCGACAAAGAGAACAUCUUUCCUGCGGCAAUCUCAAAGGACGGCAGGUCAUAUAAUGAGCAGCUGUUCUCUACAGCAGCUGAUAUUUUGUGGAAAAUUGGAGAGGAUGGAAAAAUUAUCCAGGAGUUUGUGCAGCUUGCAGCUAAAGCGAAAGCUGCAGCUUCUGAAGCAAUGGAUGCUGAAGCUAUUCUCGGCGACAUACCAGAUGAAUUCCUUGACCCAAUUCAGUACACGUUAAUGAAGGAUCCUGUUAUACUACCAUCGUCGAGGGUAUCAGUUGACCGAGCAGUUAUCCAAAGGCACCUCCUUAGUGACAGUACCGAUCCAUUCAACCGUUCACACCUCACACAGGAUAUGCUAAUCCCCGACACAGAGCUUAAAUUAAGGAUCGAAGAGUUCAUCCGAGCCCAAGAAUCGAGGAAGCGCAGCAAAACAAGCGGCUUACAAUUCUCCAAACCUAACGAGCCAGAUGAUGGUGUUGCUGAUAUGGUCGAGUAAGUUAAAAAGUGCUAGCACUUAUAUUUAUAUGUUAAGUUUAAAUGUAAAAAUAUUUCUUGGGGAUUAAAUCAUGAAUGCCUGGGCUAGAAAUGGAUAGGGGCAACUUGGGGGGUAUCAAUUCUCACAUUUUACAUUUUAAUACCUCUUUAAUCCAAUAAUCCUUCUCCAUUGUUGUGGUGUUGAAGCAACAAAAAAAAAAAAAUUGAUGUUGUAAGGUGAAAAAUUGAUGUUGUAAGGUGAAAAAAAAAUGAUCAUACUUUUGUUAAUUAUUCUGUACUUUACUGUUAUAUAUACAUACAUUUGUAUAAAAUUGUUGGAGCUUUUAGUUAUUUGUA
Messenger RNA from Ananas comosus (pineapple), 3751 nucleotides. RefSeq names its product probable ubiquitin conjugation factor E4. Gene Ontology annotation, cellular component: cytoplasm; nucleus; ubiquitin ligase complex. Gene Ontology annotation, molecular function: ubiquitin-ubiquitin ligase activity. The record is from RefSeq and is a predicted model, not a curated record. Gene Ontology annotation, biological process: protein polyubiquitination. The coding region runs from base 291 to 3416 and encodes 1041 amino acids. The transcript is spliced from 16 exons. Lineage: Eukaryota; Viridiplantae; Streptophyta; Magnoliopsida; Poales; Bromeliaceae.